This is a messenger RNA of Rana temporaria (common frog), 1015 nucleotides long. Its product is annotated as poly(U)-specific endoribonuclease-D-like. Bases 41 to 958 code for a protein of 305 amino acids. The record is from RefSeq and is a predicted model, not a curated record. The transcript has 7 exons. Lineage: Eukaryota; Metazoa; Chordata; Amphibia; Anura; Ranidae. Gene Ontology annotation, molecular function: RNA endonuclease activity.
GCACAGAGGUUUGCAGGACUGUAUCCGCAGACACUCCACAAUGAGGACCUCCUUCCUUAUCCUGUGGUUUUUGCCAUGCCUUGCCUAUGGAGCGCACCUACCAGAGCCAAGAGCAGUACCAGAGGUGUUUGCAGCCACCAAUGCUGAAGUUACCAAUUUAGUCGAGCAGUUGUAUUCUUCGGAUGUAAACAAAGCUGCCAGUGGUGAUGUUACCUUGAAUCUCCAGUACUUGGCAUCCAGCUCCCAGACAGGCUCCGGAACAGACUAUGCCAGCCAAAAGCUCUUCAGCUAUGUCAAUGAGGCCAAACUGUUUGCCCGUCCAACCUUUUCCCGAUUCAUUGCUCUGCUUAACAAUUACGUGGAGACGACUGGAACAGCAGAGUCAGUGCCCACUGCAGAGAUCACAGAGCAAAAUGCAUUUGUUGAUGAGGUCUUUAAGACUUCUAUCUUCAGUUUACUUUCAAAUUUCCUCGUUUCCAAAGGUUAUUAUACAUCUUCCACAAGCUUUAAGGAUGACCUGAAGAUGAUGUGGUUUGGACUGUUUACACGUACCAAGGGGCCCUUGGAUUCAUCAGGUUUUGAGCACAUAUUUCUUGGUGAAAUCCAUGGUGGAAAGAUCUCUGGCUUCCACAACUGGAUCCGUUUCUACCUGCUGGAAAAGGAGGGAAAACUCAACUACCUGAGUUACAGUGCAGAUGGACCUUGGACAAAUUAUCCUGAUGUAUAUGGAUUUCAGUUUAAGUGGUCAAACUACCUGAAGAGCAUUGGUUCGAUGUUUAUUGGAAGCAGUCCUGAGUUUGAUCUCGCAGUUUUCACCCUGUGUUAUGUGACUCGCCCUGACAGUGUAUGCACUGUCACAAUGGGAGGCAAGACCCUUAAGAUUCAAACUUAUACCUGGGCCAACACGACUUAUGGAAAUGGCAAGAGAUAUGUGGCAUCUACUUAUCCUAUUGUUUAAUGGGAAGAAAACUGUGGCUAAAAUGUGAAAAUUAAAGUUCUUUCUUCUGCAAAAAUA